UUGGUUCACUUCUGUCUAUUUCUCCCUCCCCUCGCUGCGUUCUCUCUUCUAUCCCAAACUCCGUCGACGCGAAAACAUAAAUCUACUUGCAAUUGCAAUGGACGGCCAUCGAAGUAAAGCUUCAUCCCCUAAAACGAAGAGGAAAACGAGGAGAAAAACGAAGAGGAAAACGAGAAAAGUGGAUGACCCAGGGCCAGAUAGAUUUAGUAAGCUGCCGGACGAGGUGCUGCUUCUGAUCAUCGAGCGUUUGCCGCUGGACGACGCUGUUCGAACAGGUGCGCUCUCUACCAGGUGGAGAAAUCUCUGGAAGGAUGUCGCUGAAGUCCUUAUUACAUGUCCCUCGGAAACUAUCUCCGUUUAUACGGGGGCCGGAGGCGGUGGGGAUAGGCAAUUUAGCCCCAUACCUUGGCGUUUGGAAUGUCUCUCAGAAAAAAUCACUGAUUCCUUGUACAAAGUCAGUCGCCCUAAUAUUAAGAAAUUCACGUUUAGCAUUAUGACCGAUCGUUUUUACCGAGAUGCUCUGGAGGAUGAUCCCUGGCUUACCUGGGCUCACUCGCGUAACGUUAAAGUUGUUUCGAUGGAAUUGCACUCGGUCAGGUUCUAUGCCCCAGAGUGUUUCUGCAGUAACUCAGCUCUUGAGGAGUUGUACAUUGGGGGAAGUACGCUAUUUUCAUUUUGGGUCGACUCCAUAAGUUGGAAUUCGCUCAAUAUUCUGUCCCUUUCGAGACUGUAUAUUACCGAAAAGGACAUGCAUAUAAUACUGCAGGGCUGUCCUGUUCUAGAAAGUUUGGAUCUAAGCAAUGUUGAGAUUUUUUCGCCUCAGCGUGAAUCCUUGAACAUUAAUGGAGCUUUGUAUAAACAUAAUCUUCCGUCACUGCUCAGGGCCAAUAUCGAUUUGGCAUAUGUAGUGGGUUAUGAUGAUGAUUUGGAUGAGGAGGAGUUGAUAAUAAUUGGGGGCACUCAUAUAUUGGAAAGUGCUGUCAAUGUUGAGGAACUUACUCUAGGUCCAUUCCAUGUUCAGGCCUUGUCUCUGAAGAAAGUUUUGGGCAAACUUUGUCCAUCGUUCAUGAAUUGCAAGCAUAUGACCUUUUUGACAUUUUUCUUCGAAUAUGAACUGUCCGGUAUUGUACAUCUUCUUGAAAACUCUCCAAAUUUAGAGACGCUAUUGAUAAAUGUGGAGCAUGGAGCACCUUUGUACUAUUGGGAGGAAGAUGCUGAAAAUUUCAUUCGAAGUGCUUGGGAUAUCAAUGGAGCUGAAUACCUGAACACACAAACUGGACAAUUCCAGCGAUUGAAGUAUGUUGAAAUUCGGCAUAUCACUUUCUCGUGUUCUCAUUCAUUCAACACGCGGAAUGUCAACGCUGAACGCUUCGACUCACACCUUGCGGCUUAUAUUAUGGUGAACUCGCCUUCCCUGGAAAAGCUGAUGAUCGCCUUCCCGAGGGUUGACAAUAUACCCCAAUGGUGCUCCAUAGACUGUCUUUUCAAAUUUUUCUCCAGAAUCUAUGAUCAAUUUACACUUCUCUCUCAAAAUCAAUUUGCAGAUGAUAGAUGGGAAGUAACCAUUGAUAAGUUUCAUUUUGAGAUUAGAUGCCGCAAAAGGGUAUCUUCAUCCUCAGUCUAGCGUUGCCAUAGCUUAAUGCAAUAGGUUGCUGUUGAGCAUGUCUUUAUGUGUAAAUAGGGUAUAAGUUUGGAAAACCAGUUGUCAAUAUUGUUUAUUUAUUUACUAGCUUAUAACCUGAGUUAUGCAGA
Messenger RNA from Andrographis paniculata, 1752 nucleotides. Its product is annotated as F-box protein At5g03100-like. Lineage: Eukaryota; Viridiplantae; Streptophyta; Magnoliopsida; Lamiales; Acanthaceae. Bases 98 to 1624 code for a protein of 508 amino acids. Gene Ontology annotation, molecular function: protein binding. The transcript has 3 exons. The record is from RefSeq and is a predicted model, not a curated record.